This is a messenger RNA of Cyprinus carpio (common carp), 3995 nucleotides long. RefSeq names its product TSC22 domain family 2 (gene tsc22d2). The record is from RefSeq and is a predicted model, not a curated record. Gene Ontology annotation, biological process: regulation of transcription by RNA polymerase II. NCBI's taxonomy places the organism in Eukaryota, Metazoa, Chordata, Actinopteri, Cypriniformes, Cyprinidae.
GUGCGUUACGUAGCCAUCUUGUGUAGAGCAGAGGAAGCGGAGCCGUUAGCUCGAGAUCUGCACUGACAGCCGACAGACUGACAGACAAACAAACCGUCAUUCUGCUCCCGACAGACUGCGUUAACGUCAGAAACGGAGAGCAAACAUGCGUUGCGACGUUUCAAGAUGUCUGACCGACGUGUUUCGCGGAGGAUAUGCGCUUUUGAAGACGACAGAGCGCUAAAAGCGGACGGCGCCUCAGAGUCGCGCGAGUCCAGCGGCUGGAGAGUUUCGACUGCGAGGGCGGCCUGAGGGAAACUCUCACUCCGGGACAUGGCCUUCGUUUAGGCCACGGAGGAUAAACACACGGGCUCGGAGGGAUUAAACACAGCUGGAAUAAAGCUGUCGUUGUGCUCGGAGCACCAGGAGUUUCAGUUUAAAGGAUUUAAAGGACUGAAAAUGGCGCGAUGAGGACGGAGCUCUGAGGGAGUCUUGAGCUAGCGUGACGCUAACUGAAAAUUACAUGACAUUUUCAUACACAUUGCGUUGCUACGCUUACAUUGGAGCUGUGAGCUGCACUCUGACGUGCUGAGAUACACUUAAAGCUGUCAAAAUGUCUAAAAUGCCGUCGAAAAAGAAGAGCUGUUUCCAGAUCACCAGCGUAACGCAGGCUGCGCAGGUGGCGGCUAACAGCAACACGGACGACACCGAGAGUUUAGACGACCCCAGGACUGAGGACAUGUCCUCGUCCGAGAUAUACGACAUGUCCAGAGCUGGAGAUUUCGAGCCGGAGGCGUGUGAUGUCAGUUUGUCGGAUGAAUCGCUUCAUAACGAGGCCGAAACAUCUGGCCAAGAUGCUCCCAUAACGAACAUACCUGGUUCUCGCCACGCAGGCGCGGUUCAUAUAAACCCACCUGUGCGUUCAGUCAGUGGGUCUGUAUCUUCCCAGGCUUCGGUUGCAUCUAAUGCACCGUCCAGCGUCCAGACUUCAUCGGUUAGCAGUUCUGCCACAGUAAGUAGCUGCAGCUCCCGUUUCAGGGUCAUCAAAUUAGACCACAGCACGGGUGAACCCUUCAAAAGAGGUAGGUGGACUUGCACUGAGUUUUACGAGCGGGAUACGGAUGCUUCCUCCUCCGGCCGGACUAUGGAUAGUGUUAAACACUCAAGCGCCGCGGAUCACAGCGCGGACAGGGACGCACUGGGAGUCGCCGGAGGUUCGGUGGGGGUGCACGUUGGGUCUUCAACAUCUGCAGCAGAACCUCGUACAGAUAGUGGCUACUUAUCUGCACCAUCGAACCCGCCUGUGGAGCUUCAGCAGCAAACCCUAGGCAUCUCGCAGCAGGGAUUAGGGCUUGCAGCCCAGAAUGCCCAUAUCAAAUCUCCAAACAUGCCUUUGGCAACUCAACCACAGCCAUUUUUCCCGGGCCAACAGGUGCAGAAACCUGGGCAGAUUCAUCAGAGUGUUAUUCCCCUGAAUCAGUCCCAGACGGUCUCGGUGACCCCGCUGAACCAGGGUCCGUCGCCUGUCAUGACUCCAGCAGUGGGAAGCGCCGCUCACGUGCUCGGAUUAGUUCCCCAGCCCGUGGAUGGCAGAGGGCUUCCCAUCAACCAGCCGGAGCAUGUCCAGGGGCUCUUACAGCAGGCGGGCAUCAGCACGGCUCUAGGGACCGUGUCGGCCGCAGCUGUUGUACAGCAGGCACCAGUGCCGCUCAUUCAGCCGGCGGUAACCGUGUCUGUCAGCACGCUUGCUGGAGUCCCUGGUGUGCAAAAUGUGCCUGCUGUUAUGUCCAGUGCCUCUAAUGCCCCCCAGAGCAUGCCAAAACAGACGCCGCAGAAUCCGACUCAGGGAGUCCACAGCGGGUCACUAGGAGGACUGGGUGCGCAGACGACCCCCGCUAACUUUAGCCAGCUUCCCACUGGCAUCGCCCAGAGCGUGGAGAACCAGAGGAAGCCCGACGGGCUGCUCCAGAGCUCUGUGCUCAUAGGGAAAGAUGCCAUCAAACCCCUGAAUCCCGAGGGCUUGCAGCUUCACACGCCUGCUGUCAGCAGCCUGUUUGGAAUGGCUAUAUCCAUUGAUGGGGAUGAGGACAGCGGGAAAGGCAUAGAAACACUAUUGUGGACUUUUGAAUUCCUUGGCUCACGUGCCUCUGGCGCCAGUGUUGUGGCCAUUGAUAACAAAAUUGAGCAAGCUAUGGAUCUUGUGAAGAGCCAUUUAAUGUACGCGGUGCGCGAGGAAGUGGAGGUCUUGAAGGAGCAGAUCAAGGAGCUCUAUGAGAGGAACUCAGUUCUGGAGAAGGAAAACGCAGUAUUAAAAUCUCUGGCCAACACUGAGCAGCUGACCCAGCUCACCUCUCAGCUCAACCACCUCGGCAGCACUUCACCCCCGCAGACGGCGGUCAGCACCAUCCUGCAGGAAGGAAGCACACUCGUGGCCUUGCCCCCGCAACCCAACGUGUCCACAGCGUGAAGGCCCGCCAUCGCCGGAUUCAUCAUAAAAAAAACUAAACACAAAAACAUCCAAUCUGCAAAAGAGACUUUGGUUUGCUAAUUGCGGAGAGCCAUGCUUCGUUAUACGUGCUGCUUGGCUUUCCCCGUAUUAGACAAUCAUUUUGGGAGAAGCUAAUUUGGCUCCACGAUGGGUGCGGUAGCUUUCCGUGGGAACGGGCUGCUGGCAGGCGCAGGCAAAUGCAAAAGAGUGGAGAUUUAGCAGGAAGCUAAACGGCGAUUUAGAUCUGGAAACGGAGAGCAACUAUCAUGGGAAGCUUGGCAGAGCCUACAGCACGAGUCCUGUUUAGUUUUACUGUUUGCGUAUAUUUAUUAGAGGGCUGCUAUUUUCAUAAUGUAAAUGAACAAUGUAACAGAGAUCUAUUAUAUAUGUAUAUCUAAAGAACCGUUCUUUUGGUUUCUGAAAUGUAAGAUACUUGUUUAACAAGGCAAUAAUGUCCCCAUGGCACAGUUCCAACACUAAAAGUGAUUCAACAACAUUGCUGGUGGAGUCCUGUAUAGUUGAGUUGGUUCGGGGUUGAAUGUACAUGUGUGUGUGUAUAGAUUGUAAAGUAUUAAAGAGUUUAGCCAGUUGUACAGGUGAGCAGCAGUUAUCAAGUAUUUUCCUUUCGGAUUUUAUUAAGUAUACUCGCUAUACUUUCCCUAAGUACUUCAAUUCUGGCUUUUCAGUUCGUUUUGUAAUUUCAGUUCGGGAUGGGGGAAGAAGCUGUGAAUUAGUUUGUACAAUGUAUUUGUAACCAAAGAAGAAAAGCUGUGUACGUUUGUUUUGUAACGCACAUUUUCUUUUUUGAUUGUUCGCUCGCGCCUUUUUUUUUAAACUUCGUCACCUUUUGUUUCUGAUUAGCAUGUGCUGCAUGAUCUAUCAGACUAUUUUCUUACUUCAUGUUUUUAUUCAUCAUAAUUUAAGCAGUCUGUGAACGAUAUUUGAUUAUGGGCGGUGCAGGGUGAUUUUUGGAGGGAAAAACCCAGUAUAAGGUUAACAAAAAAAAAUGAAUAAUGAUCUGUUUUCAUUUGCAUGGUGUUGUAAGACUUGACGUACAAACAAAUGUUUAUUACAUGCAGAAAAUGUAAAAAAAUAAAAGCCGAUUUAUAUUUCCAGGUAUAGUUUACACUGAUAACCUUCAAAGAAAGAUAACAUAAUCAUCGUAAUGAAAUCAAAGCCGCAAAAGUGUUCACAGAUGCCAUUUAUGUGUAGGGCAUGUCCUGUCUUUUGUGCCUCUUGUAAUAUGGAUGCAGCGAUCUGGUUUAUUUUUAUUUUUAAUUUUUUUUUUGCCCAGUUUGAGCCAAACAGAAAUAUUGUACAAUCACUGUACAUCGGUCUGAAAUUUUUAGGUUUGCUUGGUUUUUCUUUUUUUUUGUUGAAGGAAAUGUAGUAUACGAGCAAAAUGUGUUGUACUUGAUCACUGAGCCUUUGAGAAUAUCUUAAACAUACCCUUGUAAUGUGUUGUUUCGAAAAGUUGAGUUUUCUGUCAGAAAUAAAUUGCUGUUCCAUCGAGAACUAAACCAUUUUA